GCAUCUUGGAAACAGCCAAGCUGAACGCUUCGAGAUUCAAGUUCUUAUUCUGGAUUUCUGCCUCUUUUUAAGGAGGCAGAAUAUCCUCACUCGCUAAGAGCACGGUAUUAGCACUUCUCAAUUCACUUUUUUGUUUUCGUUAUUGAUAUUUACGAGUUUUUAAUUUCUUGUUUGUGUUUAUCUUCGCCACGCUGACGCUGCAAUUUUUCGAGAUACUGAGCGUGUUGUCAAAAUAAGUCGUCAGACUCACAGAGACACGAUCCCGGCGUACGAGGUUGACAGACGGCGGACGAAUUCAGACGAAUUGGAACGAAUAAUCGAGCGAGUAUCGAUUUGAUUAAGAUUAAAGGAACGAAUAAACUGCUGACAAUUUGAAAAAAAUACUCUACUGACACGUUGCGAUAAUACAACGAUAUAUCGAAUGUCGUUGCGUAAGUGCAUCGUGUUUCGACAGUGUCACUACACGUAGCAUCCCACCAUUCUUUCAUCAGACGAGUGGCUGUUAACGUUGAAGACUAAUAAAUACGCACGCCGGUACAAUCGAUUCAUUCUGGUUGAAGGUGUUCCAGAAAAAGCUCGGUAUCAACAAGGUUAUAUUUCUUCCGUUAAUUCGUCGUCAGGACAAGGUCGUUUCAUCAUUCAAACUCGUCAUGGCUUCAGCACAAGGUUUUUCGACUAUAGCCAUUCAUGCUGGACAGGAUCCACAACAAUGGACACAUGCUUCAGUUGUUCCUCCUCUGGUGAUGUCUACAACUUUUAAACAGGAUGCUCCAGGGCAGCACAGAGGUUACGAAUACGGCAGAAGCGGCAAUCCUACGCGCAACGUACUGGAAACAUGUUUGGCGGCUUUAGAAAAUGGUAAACACGGUCUGACGUUUGCCUCUGGCUUGGGCGCAACGACUACAAUUGUAGCAUUAUUACAAGCAGGAGAUCACUUAGUCGCUGCAGAUGAUCUUUACGGUGGAACCAACCGUUUGUUCCAAAAAUGUUUGAUCAAGCAGAAUAUAAAAUCGACAUUUGUCGACAUGACUAGUGUACAGAAUGUUAUAGAUGCCAUACAACCAAAUACAAAGAUGAUUUGGCUGGAAUCGCCAAGCAAUCCAUUAUUGAAAGUUAUAGAUCUUAAAGCUGUGAUCGAUGCCGUAAAAUCUCGUCGUCCAGACAUUAUUGUAGUUGUCGACAAUACCUUCCUGACAUGCUACUUUCAAAAACCACUGGAGUUUGGGGCUGACAUUUCAAUGUAUUCACUUACGAAAUACAUCAACGGACACUCGGAUGUUAUUAUGGGUGCUGCAAUCACGCGCCGGGACGAUCUCGAAGAAAAGUUGCGAUUCUUGCAAAACGCCAUGGGCGUCGUUCCAUCGCCUUUCGAUUGCGCCUUAGUUAAUCGUAGCAUAAAAACUCUCGAGCUUAGAAUGCAGCGGCACAUGGAAAACGGCUUGGCUGUAGCAAAGUUCCUAGAAUCUCAUCCGAAUGUCGAGCGAGUGUUCCAUCCCUAUCUCCCGUCACAUCCACAGCAUGAACUUGCAGUUAAACAAUCAACCGGACACAGUGGAAUGGUCUCCUUUUAUCUCAAAGGCAACUCUAAGGAAUUCCUGAAAGCAUUGAAAGUCUUCACUCUAGCUGAGUCCUUAGGAGGUUACGAAUCGCUAGCCGAAUUACCAUCCGUUAUGACGCAUGCAUCCGUACCGGAAGAUGAACGAGCAGCGUUAGGCAUAACUGAUCAAUUGAUCAGACUGUCUGUCGGUCUGGAAUCGGAGCAGGAUCUUGUAGCCGACAUCCAACAAGCAUUGAACGCCAGUCAAUAAAUUAACAAAUGCAAUUAGAUAGCCGCGAAUAUAAUAAUAGCAGAUCUUUCAAUUUAUAUAUAUAUAUAUUAACUGUGUGUUCGCGCGUAUAACUAAGGUCAGGUACAAUCUAAUAGAUUUCUAUAAUGCGUAUAUGAAUAUUACAUCAAGUCCACCUAUCAAUAGGUAUAUAAAGAGAUUUUAUUUUUAUAAAACAUUUUUACAUUCCAUAGUUCUCAGAUUUAUAUUAGGAACACUAUACGACACGACAAUGCUUUGACAUGUUAUUGCUUGUCCCGAUUUCUUUUGGUUUUGUUUGUGCCUUUCUGAGAAUGUGCGAAUAGAUAUUUUCUGAAGAAACAACGAAUUACAUCUUUAAAUUAAUAUACAGUUAUUAUGUUGUAGAGUAAUGAAAAAAUAUCAAAUACUCUUAUUGUUAGUGGAUUAUAAAAAUUGAUUUCCGACUAACCGAGAAAUACAAUAAACAUGAUUUGCAUUCA
Molecule: messenger RNA, 2287 nt
Organism: Linepithema humile (Argentine ant)
Lineage: Eukaryota; Metazoa; Arthropoda; Insecta; Hymenoptera; Formicidae
Gene: Cth
Product: Cystathionine gamma-lyase
Biological process (GO): transsulfuration
Cellular component (GO): cytoplasm
Molecular function (GO): pyridoxal phosphate binding; carbon-sulfur lyase activity
Source: RefSeq, a predicted model, not a curated record